Phoenix dactylifera (date palm) is the source of this 724-nucleotide messenger RNA. Its product is annotated as 16.9 kDa class I heat shock protein 2-like. The record is from RefSeq and is a predicted model, not a curated record. NCBI's taxonomy places the organism in Eukaryota, Viridiplantae, Streptophyta, Magnoliopsida, Arecales, Arecaceae.
CCGACCACGGCAACGAGGAGCAAUUCCAUCAAGAAAGCUUUCAAACUCUCCAGCUAAUUUCCCACCGUCAUCCAAGCAAAAUGUCGAUCGUCAGGCGGAGCAACAUCUUCGACCCCUUCUCCCUCGACGUCUGGGAUCCUUUCCAGGGCUUCCCCUUCGACGCCUUCCGCUCGCUUACCGAGUCCCGCCCCACUUUCGCGAGCGAGACCUCCGCUUUCGCCAACACCCGCAUCGACUGGAAGGAGACUCCGGAGGCCCAUGUCUUCAAGGCCGACCUCCCGGGAGUGAAGAAAGAGGAGGUGAAGGUGGAGGUGGAGGAGGGCAGGGUCCUCCAGAUCAGCGGCGAGCGCAGCCGGGAGAAAGAGGAGAAGAACGACAAGUGGCACCGUGUCGAGAGGAGCAGCGGCAAAUUCCUCCGGCGCUUCCGGCUGCCGGAGAACACCAAGGUGGAUCAGGUGAAGGCAUCCAUGGAGAACGGGGUGCUAACUGUGACCGUGCCCAAAGAGGAAGUCAAGAAGCCAGAGGUGAAAGCCAUUGAGAUCUCCAGCUGAAUUCGUACCAGUACCAGCCUAAGGUCUAUUACAGAAAGGUGAUCCUUAACGUGUGUUUGUUCCAGUGUUCGUAUGUAUGUGCCUGUCUUGCCGUGUUUCGAACUUCGUGUGAAUCUGGUGGAGCUGUUUACCUUUUUCCAAUGAAAUAAAUAUUGUAUUUCCAGAUUAAGUCA